AUGGAGUCAUCAUUGGACUCCAUUAUCGAAGUUAAAGAAGAGCUCAUGGUUUCACCGUCAUAUGGGGGAAACCCAACUCGCAGAACUGCCUUUUUUCUCAAACCUUGUAUGAGUAGCAUCAAAGAGUCAGCAUGUGACUUUCUUCUUCCCCUUUCCAAGGCCACUUCAAAUCCUGCAAAGCUGCCAAUUAAAGUGAGAUACAAUGGAUGGAGAAACCCACAAGAAGAAUGGAAAACAUGGGUCCAACAAUUGCAACCCAAGUAUGAAUAUCUUUGGAUAAAAGCUGGGGUAGACAAAGCCAUCAAAGCUUCUACAUAUGAAAUCCACAGGAAUGAUGAGUUGAUACUUGAGCUUGCUCAAAGAUGGUGUUCAAAGACCAACACAUUCAUCUUUCCUUGGGGAGAAGCAACCAUCACUUUGGAAGAUAUUAAGGUUUGUUGGGGUUACUCCGUUGUGGGAGCUCCAGUUUCUAGCCCUCUUGAGACCAAUGAGCAAAAGGAAACAGAAGCGGAACUAGUUGCUGCAAGAAGAAUCUUUAAUAGCACUAAAGCCAGAAAGGUGGUUCAUAAGCCAUGGAUGAUGCAUUUCAUGGAGAAUGAAACCAAAUUGGAGCACGAGGCUUUUUUGGUUCUAUGGUUGUCAAGGUUUGUAUUCCCUGCAAAUUCACCUGACACCAUUUUGAAAAGCGUUUUCCCUAUUGCCAUACAUCUAGCUAGAGGGAUUGAAAUGGCUAUUGCUCCUGCUGUUUUAGCAAGCAUUUAUAGGGACUUGAGUUUGCUCAACAGCAAAAUCAACAGUGCUAAGUUCAGAAGUAAUCUAGCUCUAUCUCUAUGGGCUCCUUUUCAGUUGGUUCAAAUAUGGGCUUUGGAGAGAUUUCCAUCACUGCAGCCUCAUCCACAUCCAAUUGAGCAAGGCCAACCAAGGAUGGCUAGAUGGGACAGAGUGAAAAUGAUGACAAAUAAAAACUUGAAAUUGACUUUGGAUUCUGCUGGAGCUAGAAAUGGCUUUAUGUGGCGACCAUAUAAGAAUUCACCACCCCUAAAGGUCUACAAUGAAAAUGACAUGUGGGAAUGUGAUAAUCCUUCUUUGGAUAGGGAAUUGCUGUCCUUUUGUCGAUGCUUGAGGGUCUCUGAAUUGGAGGGUAUGGGGUGUAUAGAGCAGUAUCUUCCACAUCGUGUUGCUAUGCAAUUUGGAAUGGAUCAGGACAUUCCUGCUAUGGUUGCUCGCUGUAAAAAGGAUCCUUGGAUAAGUUAUAGCCAGCCAAUAAUGGAUACAAAUUUGUGCAUUGCAUUAUGUGCUUGCGAGCAAUAUCUUACUUCAAGGUACUAUGAUUGGUGGAAGCAAUUAAAACCUGGCAAGGAAGGAGAUACAGUAAAGGGUUGUGAUCAAUGUGAAGUUAAAUGCUUUGAUGAUGAAGUAGUUGGACAUGGCAAGGCUUUGUUUAGUCCUGAAUAUGGUGUUUUUCCAUCAUCAAAGUUGGAUGGUGAAACAGCUGGAUCAAAAAGUAAGGAUGUUGUUCUUAAAGGAUCAAUUAGUACCAAGAAAGAUGGUCAAAUAGAAGAUGCUGUUGGGAGUGUAAGAAGGGUAAAGAAUGAUGGGAAUGAAGCCAAAAUCAAGAGUUCAUUUUGUUAUAUAAAUAGUGCCAAUGGCAUGGAAGGGGAAGGUGUCAGUCCUUGUGUAGCAGAGAUAGCAUCUAAUCUUGAAAACCGGAUUUUGAAGCUUGAAACAGUGGUUGCUAAGCUUAAAGCAGCGAAAUUUGGUGUUAAGACAAAAGAACUGAAAGUUUAUUUCCGACGCAAAAAGAGGCUGAAUCCAAGUAUUGUAUUUUAA
Messenger RNA from Gastrolobium bilobum, 1830 nucleotides. RefSeq names its product protein MAIN-LIKE 2-like. Bases 1 to 1830 code for a protein of 609 amino acids. Gene Ontology annotation, biological process: meristem maintenance; meristem development. The transcript has a single exon. NCBI's taxonomy places the organism in Eukaryota, Viridiplantae, Streptophyta, Magnoliopsida, Fabales, Fabaceae. The record is from RefSeq and is a predicted model, not a curated record.